CGAACUCUGACCUUUCACAGGGGCACGGCGCAAAACCAAAACAAACCCCCCCACUAACAAAUAACACUACCCGAGCCCCCCACCUCCCCCCCGCCCUCUCGGGCCCGUCGCCCAGCACCGCUGCCCAACAGGCCCGGUUGGACCCGGGUCACCGUCGGGGCACGUUUGGCGCCAAAGCCUGAGGUUCUCUAAUGAUCUUGCUUCACCAUGGCAACCAAUAUGGAGGUGCUGGCUCAGCAGAUAGUGGAGACACAGCAGGUGGCUGAGGUACAGACAGUUCAGACAUCAUUAUCUGACUCUCCAGUGAUGACCAGCCCCUCUCAACGCAUCCAAAUUAUCUCUACAGACUCUUCUGUAGCUUCACCACAGCGCAUUCAGAUUGUGACAGAUCAGCAAACAGGACAGAAAAUCCAGAUAGUUACAGCAGUGGACUCAUCAGUGUCUCCGAAGCAACAGUUUAUCUUGACCAGUCCAGAUGGAACUGGAACAGGAAAGGUGAUAUUGGCAGCACCUGAAACAUCUAAUGCCAAGCAACUUAUCUUUACUACCACUGACAACAUUGUACCAGGCAGAAUUCAGAUUGUGACAGACUCUGCUUCAGUGGAACGUUUGUUGGGUAAAGCUGAUGUCCAGCGACCACAAGUAGUAGAAUAUUGUGUUGUUUGUGGAGAUAAAGCGUCAGGUCGUCACUAUGGUGCUGUCAGUUGCGAGGGAUGCAAAGGUUUCUUUAAAAGGAGUGUAAGAAAGAAUUUGACCUACAGUUGUCGUAGCAACCAGGACUGUAUCAUCAAUAAACACCAUCGGAAUCGUUGCCAGUUUUGUAGGCUUAAGAAAUGCCUAGAGAUGGGCAUGAAAAUGGAAUCGGUUCAGAGUGAAAGAAAGCCCUUUGAUGUGCAACGGGAGAAACCAACCAACUGUGCAGCUUCAACUGAAAAAAUCUAUAUCAGGAAAGACCUAAGAAGCCCUCUCAUAGCAACACCAACAUUUGUAGCAGAUAAAGAUGGUGCCCGGUCAACAGGUCUUCUUGAUCCAGGAAUGCUUGUGAAUAUUCAGCAGCCAUUGAUACGGGAUGAUGGUACAGUCCUGCUAGCUACAGACUCCAAGGCUGAGACAAGUCAGGGUGCUUUAGGAACACUGGCAAAUGUUGUAACAUCCCUUGCCAGCCUCAGUGAGUCAAUUAAUAAUGGAGAUACUUCUGAAAUCCAACAAGAGGAUCAAUCUGCAAGCGAGAUCACUCGGGCAUUUGAUACUUUAGCUAAAGCACUUAAUACCACAGAUGGCACAGUAGCUCAGAACUUGGCAGAUGGGAUGGAUCCUACAGGAGGAGGGAAUAUUCACGUAAUCAGCAGAGAUCAGUCAACACCAAUCAUUGAAGUGGAAGGACCCCUGCUUACAGAUACACAUGUCACAUUUAAGCUAACAAUGCCUAGUCCAAUGCCAGAAUACCUUAAUGUACAUUACAUCUGUGAGUCGGCAUCACGACUGCUUUUCCUCUCAAUGCACUGGGCUAGAUCCAUCCCUGCUUUUCAAGCACUUGGACAGGACUGUAACACAAGCCUAGUUCGUGCCUGCUGGAAUGAGCUAUUUACCUUAGGCCUAGCACAAUGUGCCCAGGUGAUGAGCCUAUCUACUAUCCUAGCAGCUAUCGUCAACCACCUGCAGAACAGCAUACAGGAAGAAGUAGAAGAACCAGACGUAUAUGUAGCCAGAAAAUUACAGAAUACUACAUAUGUCAUGAAACUAGCAAGGAUUAGUACCAGGAUGAAGCUGAAAAGUUUGAUACGUGAUAAGCUUUCCGGAGACAGAAUAAAGCAAGUCAUGGAACACAUCUGGAAACUUCAGGAGUUCUGUAACAGCAUGGCCAAGCUUGAUAUUGAUGGAUAUGAAUAUGCAUACCUUAAAGCUAUAGUCCUCUUUAGCCCUGAUCACCCUGGUCUGACAAGUUCAAGCCAAAUAGAAAAAUUCCAAGAGAAGGCACAGAUGGAGUUGCAAGACUAUGUCCAAAAAACCUAUCCGGAAGAUACUUAUAGGUUAGCCCGGAUUCUAGUUCGCCUGCCAGCACUUAGACUGAUGAGCUCUAGUAUUACAGAGGAACUUUUUUUUACUGGCCUCAUAGGAAAUGUUCCUAUUGACAGCAUAAUCCCAUACAUCCUCAAAAUGGAAACAGCAGAGUAUAAUGGUCAAAUAACUGGCACGUCUGCAUAGUCGGAACAAUGCAUCUUGAUGGAUCAAAGUAAUUUUAGUUAAACAAGUAACUACACAAUUAAGAGAAAUAAGUUGAAAAAAAAUGACAUUUUGGUAUGUACAAAUAUUUCCAACAUGUUACCUGUUUCCUACCAGACUGCUCCUUGACUAUUUAUUUCCAGUGACAAAGUAUAAAAAGCUAUUAAAACACCUCCAGCUAGGACCCUUUUCUGCCACAAGGAGUGUUUUGAUGCCUUUCAUUCAAAAGGCUGUAGAUUACUGAAUAUACUUUUAACAUGCUUUGUAUUUAGAAAUUAUCAAUGGGCAAAAAUAGAGUUUUAUAAUGUCAGAGAUUAGUAUUAAAAAUUGCUAAAAGAAGAACAGUAUGUAUAUAUUUAAAUUUUUCCUUGGAAUUAAUAUCUAAUAAUUACCAGGGUAUAAUGAUGAUAGCACUUUCUAAGCACUUCUUCUCAAAGCGAUAAUGUCAUCAAUAUUUUACUUAUGAGCAUUGCAAAUGGAAAAUUGCAUAUGUUUUUGGUCAAAAUGCUAGUAAUUUCUGUGAAGGCUAUAGGAGACAAUCAUUUAUACUACAAAAAAUUGCUAUUAAUAAUGUUAUGCAUUUAAUGGUAAAGUGGAAAUUUAAAGCAAAUUUCUACACUGUUAGCACUAAACUCUGCUAAAUUAGUGAAAAUGAGGUUUAUUUGACAUAAUUAUAAUAACUAUAGUAUAAUUAGCAGCAUUAAUAAAUGCUACAGAAAUUGCCCAAAUUGGAAGGCAGAAUACCAAUUUCUUGCCAUAGUAAUAAUGAAACUUUCAGAUUCCUGAAAGUUUCAAUUCCAGCCUGGCAUAGAUGUUUACACAGUCAUGAUAGAUGUUAUUCCAACAGGAUGACUUUUGGUUGUGGGGGAAAUCAAUCAUGGGGGAAAGCAGUCAUUAACUGGCAGGGAAGCAAUCCUUUCAGAUAAAGUCAUGCACUCCUAGGCUCUGUGUAUACUUUUUAUAUUUCCAAAUUCAUUCCUUCUGUCUGCAGCCAUAAAUGACCCUCACCAUCCUAGGAGCCAAAGGGGAUGAUUGUGACUUUGUUAGAGCCCAUAAUGCUGCUGUCAGCUAAGGGAUAAGUGCAGAAUAUGAGAUUCUCUUCCUUUCCCAGGGACUGAGCAUCCUGUCUUUGCAGUGCUCCCAACCCCGUUCUGACCCAGUUCUAAAUUGGAGUGUCAGCUGGGUUUUUUAUAUUCAUUCAUGUGCAGUUACAGUUAAUGAUGAUUGUUUGGAGUUAGAAUACUAACAAUCUUUGUUUUUAUCUUGGGUAGUAACCUAUCAAGUUGUUUUAUAGGAUUCACCUGUUCCUGAUAAUAUUGCAUUUAUUUUAGUAUAAUUUAUUAAUAUUAACACUGAAUAUUUUAAACAAUCAAAAUUCAUAAAAAAGCAUUUUGUCAGAAGAGUUAUAGCUGCAUUAAGCUGAUUCUUGCUUAUUACAUACAUUCAUUAAUUACUUUAAUGAAUUUACAUGGCAGUGUCAUUUUCUACUUGUGUGUGAUAAAAAUAUAAAUAAUGAAUUCAGCACUUUUUUGUUUCUGGUAUUGGCAUUGAUUUAGAAACAUUCCAGCAGGCUAGGUUUUUGUCUCUAAAGGGUCUGAACUAUAGCCAAAGGAUUUUGAGCAACUCCUUGCUAAUGUAUUAGUAAGUCCUGUCUUGGUACAAUUCACCCUUAUUGUAAGGCUCUCAUUUGUAACACUCAUUCUGAUAAGUGAGGCUAUGUAAUUUUAGCUCCUAGGUACAUUAAACUCAAAUAGCAUCUCCAUCUUUAUAAAGUUCAGAAAUCUUGGUUCUCAAGAAGAGUGGUAUAGACAGAGUACAAUGUAAAGGCAGACAUCUGCAAUACUGCAACAUCUUCUUCCUAGGCUUUUAUUAUAGUAAAUUAAGUUUGUCAUUUCUUUAAAAGUGACAAGAGGCCCUAUAUUUUGAACGUCCUUAGGUCAACUGGAAUGCAAACCUAAGCCUUACCAUUAUAUUAUAGUGUCACUAGUUAUAGGGUUGUGUCAGCACUUCUGAUAUAAAACCCCUGUUUUAAUGGUUUACUACCUGGCCUUAGAAAUUAGUUGUGGCCUGAAUUUUAACAUACAAGGUACUUGCCUUGGAAACAGAAUUUCAAAGAAAAGUUAUGGCCAUUUUUGUGCAAAAGUGAAUGUUAAAGGUUUACUGUUUUGCUUGUUUAUUUAAAAAUAUAGAGUGCACGUUGAACUGUUUUUUGGGGGGGGGAGCUAAUGGCAAAAGAUUAGCAGGUGAUAUUUAAUCACUUGUAUAGUAAAAAUAAUUAAAACAGUCAAGUAAGCAUUUUAAAGGAGUGUGAAAUAUUCAUAAACAAAAAGUAUAGUAAACCACUGUAAAUCAACAUUUUUCCAAAUUUUAUUAUAAACUUGAGACCGUUUUAAUGAAAAAUGUUGUUGGACAUGUACAUUUCUCAAGUAAAGGGUCUCAUUUGCUGGUAAAGAUGAGCCCAGGCUUGAGUAAAAAUGGCUUCUCUGUUGAAAAUGUGCAAAAAAUUGUGUUUGUUUUUUCAUUGUGAAAAUAGCCAUUUUGAAAAAGGAAACCCACAUAAAACUAAGCUGUGGAGUAAAAUCACAUGAAACUGCUAACAUUUAUGCAUAAAAUUUCAUAAAUAAAAAAUGAUGAAUUUUUGCACAGCUCUGUUAACAUGUAUAGAAUGCAUCCUACAAACAUAGGACUAUACUGUUCGUACCUUAUUCUGCAAGUAGUUUCAUGGACUUCAGGAAGACUUUAUGUAGAGUAAAAUGCUACUGAGUGUGAGUAUGGGUAUUGCAAUCGAGCCCAUACUUAGGAUUUAUUUUUUUAAAGUGUAAAUGUACUUAAUGGAUAGAGUGAAGCAGUUCCAUAAUUACACUUUUAUUUUAAAACCCUCAAAUUACCACCUUUAAACUAUGAAGACUCUGUUCGUGUAGCAUCAUUGACAUGGUUUGUCAGAGCCGAGCUAACGUAGCUCCCAUGUCAUUAAUAAAAAAGAAUGUUUUCUAUAAUCAUAUGUUGUUUUGAUUUUAACACAAACAGUUUAGAUGGUAGAAAUUUGGACAGCAGAUGGUGGAUCCCACAGUUUAGGAGAUAUUCAGGGUCUCAGCUAAUUGAAUACAAGUUAUAGAUAAUAGGAAAAGUGUGGAUAAUAAGCUUCAUGCUUCUUUUUCACAUGCUGCUCAAGAGCUACCAUUAACACUGAGCCAAUGAAUUGGUAUGCUGGAGAGAGAGAGAGAUGCUGUAAAAGAGGCACUUAAAAUAUUAUUGUCCUAUUUAAAAUUAUAGGCCAAACUCUAUUGUGGUAUGGCUUUUUUGCACCAAACCACUGAGGUCAUCUAGCUGUGGAGCCAUCUUAACUGGCUCCAGAAGGACCAUCCUAAUAUAAGGCUGAUCUACCGGAGGGAUGGAGCUGAUUUAGGGGUUCUUGUGCCAUUCCAGCCACCUGUGACUGGGAUAGCAAGGGAAAAAGGCAUGUCUGGGGAAAAUGGAGCAUGUCCAAGUUGCUCCUGCAUUAUGCUAAUCAUUGGCUGUCUUUUCAGUUCCUUGUGGCCAUUGCAACUCACGUGCUGUUUCAACAUAGCACAGGGGGAAUGGCCUGCACACAGCAGCUCCCAAGAUCAUAGGAGUGCAAAGGUGAGCUUUCCGUCAUCUUUGCACACCACUGACCAACACUCUUCACAGUUAGGCUGCCACAUAGGACCUGAUUCCAUAUGUUCAAAUAGUAAUUUCCUUGCCUAUGUUACUAAUAAUGCAUGUGAUUCUUAAAACUGAAAGCGUAUUGCAAGUGUAAAUUAUUUUCUGCCAUUUAUUGGCUUGUUUGUGUACUCUUUCUAUUUCUUAAGGAUUGGACAAUGAGAAUAGACUAGUCUGGUUCACUUUGGUUUCUAGUCAAUUGCGCUUUAAGUUUCUCCUCUCUAAGCACAAGACUGCACUUUUGUAUUGUAAAUAUAGAUUGGGAAUAUUUUUGUUUGUUUUUCUUUUGAAAUAGCAACAACAGAAUUAUUGGAAAUAUUUGUGUUGGUCUUAAACUUGGUAAAAACUUACUUUUACAAACUUUUUCGCUCUGAUGAUUUCCCAAUGUUGCAAAACCCAUAAGGGUCCUAAGCUGCACAAGGGGCUAACCAACCCCUAGCAUGUCCUUAUUAUGAGAUGUUUUUUCUUUGGUAGAGGUUGUGUAAUGCUGAAAACUGCACCCUUUUCAUUGUCAGGUGUAUCGAAUGGGGUUGUUGAAAUGAUGUUAGGAAACACUGAACAUUUUCAGAAUAUUCUCCCACCUCAACCUCUAUAUGGGAAGGAGUGGUAAUUAGGAUCUUUCCCUGACUGACUGACAUUUUUAAGUAGGGAAGAAUUUUAAAAGCACUACCUAGCUUAAAGAACUGACUGACAAUGCCCCUGUGAAUGGAUUUCAGCCAGGAAGAGGGGGGCCUGUCUGUCUAAAGAGUCACCUAUAGCAAGUGGAGAUCAGAAAAGCCCUUCUGCAAUAGCAAAAGAGAUGGGGCACCCAAUCCAUAUCAGACAAUUCAGGAGUUAGCAUUGGUAUGUGUACACACACGCUUCAAGCAAACCUUUUAACACACUAGAUUCUCAGAACUGUGCUGACAUCACUGCCAUUCUCACUUACAUUUAAGGCACCACUGACAUAAACAAGAAAUUAACAGAUAUCAUAGUUCCAAUCAUGGCCUCAGCUGCUCACUGCUGGUAUUGUGGGAUGUCUGCCCAUACACAGGGAGACAGCUAAAUACAUGCCAUAACAAUACUGCCCCAAGGCUUAAAAUGCAGAUUUAUCAGCAAGUAUUUGCAGGUUCAAAUCUCCCUAUAGGUAAAGGAUUUUCUUUUUAAUUUUGUUUUAUUUUCCUUAAUUUGAUUUGACAUUUUUCUCUUUCAAUCCUUAUCUGGAAAAUUUAAAAAAGGGUGUGUGGGUUUGUUUUUUCUUCCACCUCUCUUACCCUUGAAAAAGCAGAGAGAUGGGAAGAAAAGCACCAAGUAGCCUCAGGUACAUCUCUGAAUUUAGUUCCAGGAGUGCACCAGACCCACCUGAUAGCAGCAGCACUGCAGCUAUCAUGGUUGGCUCCCUGUGUAAGCAUAGACUUACACAGCAUAGCAGAGAACAUCUGCGGUCACAAUACAUCUUUGUACACAGAUAGAGCCAGCAAAAGAAGCUAUGUUGGCUUCUACUUCAUACAAAACGGGAGAGGGGGAAGGUCAGAGUUACCAGAUACAGAAAGAUAAACUGAGUAAUAAUAGAAAUGUUACUUUCAAAUUUGCAAGAGGGCCUUAUAAAGAUCGAGGAGUGAAAAAUCAACAACUAUUUUAAAAAUUUGUUUGACAUUCCCCCUUUAAUUCUGAAAUUGCUGUGUCAAUUGAAAGGUGUCUUUUAUAGGACUGUCAAGCCCCUUAGAAAUAAGGCUACGUUUGUUUGUUUUUUUACUAAGGAUGCCCUAAUCCCCUUUUUAGCCUGUGUGAUAUAAACCCACCUUAAUGGUUAUCAGUAUUAAAUGUGAAAUUAUUUUGUAAACAUUUAAAAUGUUAGCCUUAAUGAAGAUGGAAGUUAAAAUGGAAUACACAUACAAAAUUUUUAAAAAGUCAAAUAUAUUGGAAUUGGAAAGCACUAUUGCCUAUAAUUUCCUUAUUGUAGGGCUCUCUAUUUAUUGUGAAAUCUGUACUGUAUUUAUCAUAGAAAAUAUCCAUGUCAGUAUAUCACAGUGUUCCAUAUUUCCCAAUGUCUAACUUACUAUUUGGGUUAUGUGAAGGCUUUGAAAAUGGAUUACUGUGAUCUUUAAAUUCAUGAUUUUCCUCCCCCAUUUUUUUAAUAUAGUUUUUUAAAAUAUUUCUUUGUGCCUUCUACCAUUGUAUAUUUCUGCAUGUUUAGUAAUAGAGCUCAUUCAUGUAGCUAAUGCAUAUGUACAUAGCUGUAUGUAUGUGUGUUUGAAUGUAUUCAUAUCUAGCUCUGUGUAAUAUAUUAUGUACAGUGUAUAUAAAGUGUGUAUGUAUAUGUACAUAUAUGUAGCCAUGUAUUCAUACAUUUUUAUAUGUUAAAAGAAAGUUUAUGAUUGGGUUGCUAAUCAGGGCCUUCCUAAUUUUAAUUUCUUGGUCCAGACUUGGCCCUGCCGUAAGCAGGAUCAUCUCCCUUAACUUCAGUAGAGUUCUACCUGUUUCUAAACCAAGGCUGAAUUUGACACUUUGUCCGCAGUGCUUUUUAAAAAAAUCUGUCAUUUGAGGUUUUCACGUUAUUUUCUCAGCCUUUUCUGAUGGCUGGUAGGAGCCAUCCAAUUGAGAGUUAGUAGAAUCUACAAUUCCCAAGGGAAAACAUAAAAUAAAAAUAGUAAAUAUUCCCUUAUAUUCUUGAUAGAUGCAGUGGGGCUUUUUCUAGCCCUCUGAGAGAGGUCUAUUUGUAAAGUUUUAAAGUGAUUACUUUAAGUCUCCAUUAGUGGCUAAUUAGAAGAAAGGCUGCCAUAUAUCUUUGAACUAUACUCCCCAGAAUAAAGUAAAAGGCAGAAUGCAAUGCAUGGUGCAAUAAAUGUCAUUUCUAAAAUCUUCAACAACAAGACCAUAACAGUCAUGUCAUACAGUUUAAGACCAGAAGGGAUCAUCAGAUCAUCUAGUCUGACCUACUGUAUGUCACAGGCCAACAACAUCAUCCAGCACCCGCACACUAAAUCCAACAACCGAAAUUAGACCAAAGCAUUACAGCCCACAGGAAACUAAACUAUCGUGUAUCAUAGGCAAAUAGGAGGGAGUAAGGUGCACAAGUGCCUGAGGCCCCUGCAGUGGCAGGGAAAUGAUUUAGUGAGAUAUACACAGAUAAUCCUGGCAAGCAAUGUGCAUCCGCAUGCCACAGAAGGAGGCAAAGAAACCCAGAGGUCACUGCCAGUCUGUCCUGGGGGGAAAUUCCUUCCUGAUCCCACCUAUGGCAAUCAAUUAGACCCCGAGCACCUGAGACAGAGAUGAUCAGUGCCUCCUCAGAGCCCUGACCCACCCUGCCCAAUGUCCCAUCUCCAGCCAUGGCCAUCCCGGAUGCUUCAGAGGAAAGACAUUAAAAAAGCCACCCAGAAUACAUUGUGGGACGGAAUCCCCUCCUGGUCUCUGCAGGUGGGUAGCUGAAAUCCUGAAGCAUGAGAUUUUAGGAACAUGAGACAUAAACUGGAAAUGAGCUCCAGGGCUACUGAGUCCUGCCCCCUACCAUCAGAAGCAACCCUGAAGCUGCACUCAACAAUUUGUCCAGUUCUCUCUUAAAACCAAUUAAGUUGUUUGCCCCCACAACUCAUAUUGGAAGGAUGUUCCAGAGCCUCACCCCACUGAUGGUUAGAAACUUUCUUCUAAUUUCUAGCCCAAAUUUGUUCAGGGCCAGUUUAUGUCAAUUUUUUCUAGUGCCAACAUUGUUCAUGAGCUUAAAUAGGUCUUCACCGCCCACCCCCCUGCCAGAAUUAACUGCCUUAAUGUAUUUAUGGGAAGUAAUCAUAUUCCAGUCUUUUCUCAUAAGAGAGGCCCUCCAUUCCUCUGAUCAUCCUAGUAGCUCUUCUCUGUAGCAGUUUGAACUUAUAAUUAAUCAUUUUUUAACCUGGGUGACCAGAAUUGUACACAAUAUUCCAAAGGAGGCCUUACCAGUGCCUUGUACACUAGUAUAAAUACGUCUCUAGUUCUACUGGAAAUGCUUCGCCUGAUACAUCCUAGGAUUGCAUUUGCCUUUUGCACAGCAAUAUCACAUUGGUGGCUCACAGUCAUCCUUUGAUCAGCCCACACACUCAUGUCUCACACUUCCUCUGUCGCUUACAACUGAUGAGCUCUUAGCUUGUUGCAGAAAUUCUUAUCAUUAGUUGUCCCUAAGUGCAUGACAUUGCAUUUUGUAUUAUUGAAUUUCAUCCCAUUUCUGUCACUCCAGUCCUCCAGGUCAUCCGGAUCUUCCUGUACAAUAUUCCGAUCCUCCUCUGCAUUGACAAUGCCUCCCACCUUUGUGGUGUAAAAUGUCCAUUUUUUUAAUAAUCAGUAUGCUAAAUUAUCCGAUUAUAUGGAAAUUUAAAUUAGAGUAAGCCCCAGAAUUAGACUACAUUCCUCUACACUGUAUUCCUUGUUUCUAUCGCAGAAGGGCUGAGAGGAGUGUGCUGAAACAGUCCUCUCACAUGCUCUAUUUCUAUAAAAAUAGAGAUCAGUGGAAACCAGACUGAAGAAAAUGAUCAGUCAGAGAUAGGUAAGGGAACAAAAUUGUCCAUAUGAGAUUCAGUUUUUAAUGUUUUCUUCAAUAGUUUAAAAAAUAAAACAACUUCAGUUAGCUAUGCAAGUAACAUCCAGUUAUGGAAAUUAAAUGCUCAGAAAACUGAACAAUUAUAUUAUUACUGAUAAAAACAUGAGAAGCACUGAACUCUAUCACAAAGAAUUUCUGAAAUUCAUUUUGUUCUGAGGUUAAUGUAAUUAUUUUUACACAAGACUUUUUAUGUAAAUCCAAGAAGCAGCAAAGAAUCCUGUGGCACCUUAUAGACUAACAGACGUUUUGCAGCAUGAGCUU
Messenger RNA from Mauremys mutica (yellowpond turtle), 10711 nucleotides. It is a transcript of the gene NR2C2, whose product is annotated as nuclear receptor subfamily 2 group C member 2. The record is from RefSeq and is a predicted model, not a curated record. The transcript is spliced from 17 exons. Gene Ontology annotation, molecular function: RNA polymerase II cis-regulatory region sequence-specific DNA binding; nuclear receptor activity; zinc ion binding. Gene Ontology annotation, biological process: anatomical structure development; cell differentiation; positive regulation of embryonic development. NCBI's taxonomy places the organism in Eukaryota, Metazoa, Chordata, Testudines, Geoemydidae. Bases 208 to 2205 code for a protein of 665 amino acids.